This is a messenger RNA of Pelodiscus sinensis (Chinese soft-shelled turtle), 2076 nucleotides long. The record is from RefSeq and is a predicted model, not a curated record. NCBI's taxonomy places the organism in Eukaryota, Metazoa, Chordata, Testudines, Trionychidae.
UCCAAGUGAAAGAUGUCAGAGAGCUGCUCAGUGUUGUCUAUUCUUAAAAGAAGCAGAUUGACGUCUAGCAACAAUGUGAAAUAUUCCAGCUUUAAAGACUCUUAUUCCACUUCCAUAUUUCAUGACAGCGGAUACAAUGCAUCAUUAAAAGACUCAAGUUUUGAUCAUACUGAUGCAGGACAUAAAGAUGAACUGAGCUCAAGAGGUGUAUCAUUACUACAUGAGUAUUCCGAACAUACACACCCUAAUUUAGUAAUUCCAGUGUUGUCUCCCAUUGAAAAUGAAAGGAAUUCUAUCUCCUUAGCUGAAAGAAAAGAGGUAAAUAUAGGCACAGAUUUUUUUGAAACUCCUAAAGUAAGUAAAAAAGACUCAUCACUGCGUAGGAGACUGCUUCUGUCUAAAACUGCUUUGGGAGGCUCUGUAGGAUGCUUUGAAAGACAAGCCAAUGCUUCAGGUUGCAGUAGGAAAAAAACAUUAUCUCAUGCUCUCAGUUUUGAAGAAAGACUUUCAAAAAGUUCUUCACAUUCUCCAAGAGAUAACACUUACAAACCUCUAGCUACUAGCACUUUAAAAACUGAGGAGUCUAGUCCUGCUUGCCAAAAAUUGAGGCUUUCCUUUUCACAGCAAAGGACGUCUACAGUAGAUGAUUCCAAAUGUAGAAAUGACUUCUUGUCAGAACCUGAAUGUUUAUCUCCAAUUCACCCUAAUACUUCUAAAGACAUUAUUCUUGACAAGAUUCCUAAUGAGUUCAAUGAUAAUGCCCUUACAAGUAUUAAUGAUGAAAGCACCUAUCUGGAACUGCUCACCACACCUGCAUGUUGUAUGUUGUCUGAAACAAAUGAAGAUCAAUUUCUGACUCCAGUCAGCAACCUAAUAGCAGAUUUUAACUUGGAUUUACUUGACAUAAAUGCUCCUCUCACUCAUGUGGUAAGUGACUCAGACCUUUCAGUGCCUGAAGACAGUGGGUUUAAUUCUCUUGGCUUGGAUAAAUCAGAAGAUUCCUCUUCAGAUCAUGAGGGAUCUUUCCAAGAACUUCUUCAAAAACAGAAGGAAGUUUCUGAACUUCUGGAUGUUAAAAGAACGUUAAGAAAAUUAGACCGAGCAAGGAGGUUAUCCACCCUUCGGGAACGGGGUUCACAGUCAGAGACAGAGGAAGACUAUGAUAUUACACUAAUUAAUUCAGAAUGUAGAUCAAAAAUAGCAAGAGACCCUACCAGUGAAGACACUGGAUUGGUUUUUAAUGAGGAGAAUAGUGAAGAUUUGGUUCUAAAUCUUGGGGACUUAUCAAGAACUCCUGCUUUACAAAUAGUCCAUGAAAUCUUCAUGCGAAGCAAAAGAAAAAGACCACAACAAAAUGGAUCCUUGGAGAACUCUGAGAGAGAGAAAAUGUCUGUAAUAGAAUAUAUUCUUGCUGGACUUAUAGGCAAGAAAAUGGGCCUUGAAAAAUUAGAUAUUUUAACAGAAUUAAAAUACAGAGAUUUAAAGCAUAUUCUUGCUAUAGUUUUAGGUGCUUUGACUGUGGAAAGUCUAUGCAGUAUUUGGAAAGUAAGCAAGAACUGGCGUGAAAUUGUUAUACAAGACAAAAAUGCGUAUCUCAGGAGAAAGCUGUACAUAAAACAGCUGAAGGCAGAAGCUGGGGGAUGUCUCUUGCAUGUUGAAGAUGCUGCCACGCGACUUAAUAUUCUAAGUAGAUCUGCUUUAAGGCCUGUUCAAGCUCAAGCUAAAACUGCUGUAUUGCAAACGCCACCUUCUUGCAAUGAACUUUUAACGCCUAUAAUAUGCAGUUCUGUUCCCCAGUCAACUAGUAAACAGGAAGAGUAUGUUAAGAUUGCCAAAACCCUUUUUAUUGAUGAAGCUUUAAAACCUUGUCCAAGAUGUCAUUACCCAGCUAAAUAUCAGCCUUUAAAGAAAAGAGGACUAUGUAGCCGAGAAGCCUGUGCAUUUGACUUCUGUAUUUUGUGCUUGUGCUCUUUCCAUGGGUCAAAAGAGUGCAGAAGUGCAUCUGCAAAGCGACGAAAUAAAAAGGAUGCUCUUCCAGGAAGUGCCCAAAGCAAGAGAAAUUUAAAACGACUCUAA